UUCUCUCUCUCUCCUUCUCUCAUUCACUCUUCUGUCUCUCUCUCUCUCUGUCCUCUCUCUCCCUUCACCUUCAUCCCUGCCUUUCUCCGUUUCACCACAAUAAUGGAUCUCUCGGCGAGAUGUUUGUGUCUUCUCUCCUGUCUCGGCGUGGUGUUGGCGAUCGGCUUGGAGGCGAUCGACCCAGGCUACUAUGUGGAGUCCGGUGCCACAUCAGAGCAGAUCGACUACAAGGAUCCCUGUAAAGCUGUUGCCUUUCUGGGAGACAUUGCUCUUGACGAGGAGGACAUGCGAAUGUUUAAAGUGGACAGAAUAAUCAAUUUGGCGCAGAGAACCGUCCAGAUGGUUAAUCAUACAGACACAGGAUCAACCAACCAGAGUAGCCUAAAUAGGCAAAGUUCACUCCGCAGGAAAAGGGCUGCCACCUCCAGACCUGAACGCGUUUGGCCUGAAGGUGUUAUUCCCUAUGUCAUCAGUGGAAACUUUAGUGGCAGCCAGCGGGCAAUAUUCCGCCAAGCCAUGCGGCACUGGGAGAAGCACACCUGUGUGACCUUUAUUGAGAGGACGCAGGAGGAGAGCUAUAUUGUCUUCACCUACCGACCAUGUGGGUGCUGCUCCUAUGUGGGUCGUCGUGGAGGGGGCCCUCAGGCCAUAUCCAUUGGGAAAAACUGCGACAAGUUUGGCAUUGUGGUGCACGAGUUGGGUCACGUAAUUGGAUUCUGGCACGAACACACGCGGCCGGACCGAGACGAACACGUCAGCAUUAUCAGGGACAACAUUCAACCAGGACAAGAGUAUAACUUUUUGAAGAUGGAGCCGGGGGAGGUGGACUCUCUGGGAGAGGUCUAUGACUUUGACAGUAUCAUGCACUAUGCCAGGAAUACAUUCUCCAGGGGCAUCUUCCUGGACACCAUCCUGCCACGCUACGAUGUGAACGGAGUGCGACCACCCAUUGGCCAGAGAACCAGACUGAGCAAAGGGGAUAUCACACAGGCACGCAAACUCUACAAAUGCUCCAGAUGUGGGGACAGUCUGCAGGACAGCAGCGGGAACUUCUCCUCCCCUGGCUUCCCCAACGGAUACUCAGCCUACAUGCACUGCAUCUGGAGAAUAUCAGUCACACCAGGGGAAAAGAUCAUUCUGAACUUCACCUCCAUGGAUCUGUACAGGAGCCACUUAUGUUGGUAUGACCAUGUGGAAAUCCGAGAUGGAUACUGGAGGAAGGCACCACUCAAAGGUCGAUUCUGUGGUGAUAAGCUGCCAGAGCCAAUCAUCUCCACUGACAGUCGAUUGUGGAUUGAGUUCCGCAGCAGCAGUAACUGGGUGGGAAAAGGUUUCUCCGCCGUUUAUGAGGCCAUCUGUGGUGGGGAGGUAAAGAAAGACAAUGGCCAGAUCCAGUCCCCCAACUACCCUGAUGACUACAGGCCCAACAAAAUGUGCGUGUGGAAGAUUACUGUUGCUCAGGGCUACCACGUAGGCCUUACCUUCCAGUCUUUUGAGAUUGAGAGGCAUGACAGUUGUGCCUAUGACUACCUGGAGGUGCGCGAUGGAAACUCUGAGAACAGUCCCCUACUGGGCCGCUUCUGUGGCUACGACAAGCCAGAUGACAUCAAAACCAGCUCCAACCAGCUGUGGAUGAAAUUUGUUUCAGAUGGCUCUGUCAACAAGGCCGGCUUUGCUGCCAACUUCUUCAAAGAGAUGGAUGAGUGCUCCAAGCCGGACAACGGUCGCUGUGAGCAACGCUGUGUCAACACAUUAGGCAGCUACAAGUGUGCCUGUGACCCAGGCUAUGAGCUGGCUGCUGACAAGCGCAGCUGCGAGGCUGCAUGUGGAGGCUUCAUCACCAAGCUGAAUGGGUCGAUCACCAGCCCGGGUUGGCCCAGAGAGUACCCCCCAAACAAGAAUUGCAUAUGGCAGCUGGUUGCCCCCACGCAGUACCGCAUCACUCUGCUCUUUGACGUCUUCGAGACUGAGGGCAAUGACGUGAGCACUGGGGUUAUUUUGAAUCGGCGUGGGGUUUGUAAGUACGACUACGUGGAGGUGCGCAGUGGGCUUUCAGCAGAUUCAAGGCUACAUGGGAAGUUCUGUGGGGCAGAGAAACCAGAAGCUAUUACCUCCCAGUACAACAACAUGCGCAUUGAGUUUAAAUCAGACAAUACAGUGUCCAAAAAGGGCUUUAAAGCACAGUUCUUCUCAGACAAAGAUGAAUGCUCUAAGGAGAACGGUGGCUGUCAACAUGAGUGUUUCAACACCUUUGGGAGCUACAGCUGUCAGUGCAGGAGUGGCUUUGUGCUGCAUGAGAACAAACACGACUGUAAAGAAGCUGGCUGUGAUCACACUGUGAAUACUGUGAGCGGUAUCAUCACCAGCCCAAAUUGGCCGGAUAAAUACCCCAGCAAGAAGGCAUGCACCUGGGCAAUCACCACCACUCCAGGCCACCGCAUCAAAAUCGCUUUCAACGAGCUCGACAUGGAGGCCCACCUGGAGUGUGCUUACGACCACAUUGAGAUUUACGACGGUCGAGAUGGGAAAGCUCCAAGUCUGGGUCGCUUCUGUGGCACCAAGAAGCCCCCACCCAUCACUUCUAGUGCCAACAAGCUGUUCGUUCGCUUCUUCUCUGAUAAUUCUGUGCAGAAGAAAGGCUUCGAGGCUUCCCAUACUGCAGAGUGUGGAGGUCGCCUCAAGGCUGAGGUCAAAACCAAGGACCUGUUCUCCCAUGCCCAGUUCGGGGACAAUAACUACCCCGGAGCCUCUGACUGUCAGUGGGUGAUCUCGGCGGAGAAAGGGUAUGGAGUGGAGCUCAUCUUCCAGACCUUUGAGAUUGAGGAGGAGGCAGACUGCGGCUAUGACUACAUGGAGCUCUUCGAUGGAGCUGACACCAAGUCUCCACGGCUGGGACGUUAUUGUGGCUCAGGGCCUCCAGAGGAGAUCUACUCGGCCGGUGACUCCAUUGUGAUCAAGUUCCGCUCCGACGAUACCAUCAACAAAAAAGGAUUCCACGUCCGCUACACCAGCACCAAGUUCCAGGACACACUUCACUCACGCAAGUGACAAGCGGGGGCCGGAAGGGGCCGUGCAGGGCAAAGGGGCAAACGGAGGGGCCCCCAGGGGAGGCGCCAGCCUGAUGCUCGGAAACCUUCGGCCACCAAGAUGAAUCAGACCCGACUGAACAGCCGCAAGACCACCAACCGCACCUCAGCUCAUAGGGGCUCUAGCUCCCCCCACAGACUGUGAGGAGUAAAGCCAUUUUGCAGCACACCUUGUUUUUACCUUUUUAUGUUUAGGUUUGGGGUGGGAGGAUGAAUGUCCGCCUUAGGUGGACAGUAGGGUAAAGUCAUUGACCCAGAUCCCUCCAGAUAUUUUUUGUUAGUUUCUUCUUCUUUUUUAAACGUGCCUCCCAAUGAGAGGCACAAAGGAAAAUAGUGGAUUCUCAGGACCUGUAGGAAGGCAGGCAUCAGCUGGACAGAUCCCUGCUUUUGUCUGGCCAGCCCACCACAUCCAGGGGGAGGAGAGGAAGAGGAGGAGGAGUAUGGGAAGGUCUACCGCACUCCUUAAUAAUUGCUCUCCUCUCCUCACACUCAUCCUUUUGGUUCAAGGAUUCCUAUCUUUAAAAGGAUUAGAAGGACUUGACUUGAGAUUUUUGGUGCUGUAUGUCAGUCAAUUGCAUGUAAUUACAAGGAAAGACGGAAAACUGUACAGUGACAACACCAGCAUUUGUAAUUGGCAUUGUCCUGGCAACCAGUGGCAAGAUUCUCGUUGUUACCAUUAACAAGGAAAUUAAGGAACCAGUUAUCUUAUUAAAGGACUAAUAAAUGAAUUGUGGUCCAUGUCUUCUGGUUGGUAAUUGCUUGCCUGAUGACUUGCUAUUACUGUACCUUCAUGUAUAAAGUAAUGUGUAUGAUCUUUCAAAGGGAACAUGUGCUUUUCUCAGCUCGAACCAGUUAGCACUUUACAGUGAAUUGUUCCAAAAUCAUGAGCUUAUGAAUUUUUGUGAAAUGCAAUGCCAGUUCACUUAUUAUUAAAUGCAUUUUAUCUCUCUUAUGCUUCA
Messenger RNA from Anoplopoma fimbria (sablefish), 4045 nucleotides. RefSeq names its product bone morphogenetic protein 1a (gene bmp1a). The record is from RefSeq and is a predicted model, not a curated record. The transcript is spliced from 20 exons. The coding region runs from base 103 to 3048 and encodes 981 amino acids. Gene Ontology annotation, molecular function: calcium ion binding; serine-type endopeptidase activity; zinc ion binding. Lineage: Eukaryota; Metazoa; Chordata; Actinopteri; Perciformes; Anoplopomatidae. Gene Ontology annotation, biological process: proteolysis.